AUGACUCCCAGUCCAGCAGUAGCCAUCUCAAUUCUAUUCCUCACCCUCUUCGCAAUUUUCGCACUCCUUGCCUGGUGGUUGAAGACCCGGGUGCACACCUUCAUUCGUGCUAUCUUUAAGCACCGCCAAGAAAAGAACAAGGGUAAUGCUUCAACUGUUGCCAACUCUGGGGAAAGCGUCUAA
This is a messenger RNA of Fusarium odoratissimum NRRL 54006, 183 nucleotides long. RefSeq lists its product as uncharacterized. The coding region runs from base 1 to 183 and encodes 60 amino acids. The transcript has a single exon. The record is from RefSeq and is a predicted model, not a curated record. Lineage: Eukaryota; Fungi; Ascomycota; Sordariomycetes; Hypocreales; Nectriaceae.